GAACAAAAUAUUACAAUGGCUUGUGCUGCUGCAAAGCCAACAAAUCAGUCCCAAGUUAGUCAGGUGAAACUAUUUAUAACUUCUUUCAGUGAUGAGUUUUAUUCAGAGAGGGACUUAAUUAGAAAAGAGGUAAUUUCUUUGAUAUUUUAUUGUUAAAUGUAAUUUUUUUUUUUCAUUUUUUCUAUGUCCUAGCCCAGGCCUGCACAACUCAAAAUGUAAGGCAGGCCGUAAUACUUUAUGAAAAACUUGUGCGGGCCAAAAGAAAAUAGGACAGGACUUGUGUGGGCCAAACGAAAAUAGGACAGGGGGGAAAGCUAUUAAGAAAUUAAUAAGAAUAACGAAUAUAUUGUUACUUCGCGGGCCACAAAGUGGGUGCUGGCGGGCCGCAUGUGGCGGGCCAUAUUUUGUGCAGGCCUGUCCUAGUCAAUUCUCUUCUAGAUUGAAAAUUUAGUUAUGCAUGCCAAUUUUUAUAAUUACAAUACAAGUUGUUUUUUAUUAUUUUAAUUUUUUUCAAGAAUUAAAAGUUUGGUAGGAGGCAUUUACUUAAGAUUGCUCUUCAUUAUAGUCUUUACCUGAAAUUAAAACUUCUUAAAGAUUUUGUUUCCUUUUUUCCCUCAGAUAUUACCAGUGCUGCGGCUUUGGUGUGACAGUAGGAAGCUAACUUUAGUUGAAAAUUUUAUAAAAUGGGUUUGUGAGUUUCACCACUUUUAAAAUUAAGUGGAAUCAGUCCCUAGUUUCAUUAACCUCCUUAAAUUAAUUAUAUCAUUUUGCACCCAUUUAAGAGCUUGAUAAGGCUUAUAGUUGUAUAAAUUUAAUUAAUCCAUACCAAUUACUUGUGGCUAACAUGUUCUUAUAGAUGUAAUAAUACAUCUUGCUUGCAUUUGCGUAUUUUAAAUUUUUUAUCCUUGUCCUAUACCUUAGGGUGGGCGCCAUCCGGACCAAAGAAAUGUUGCAGAGCUAGAAAGACUCCAGACCAGUAUAGAGAACAGCUAUUUCUCAAGUAUUAUGCCAAUCUUCAUCAAUAUCACAAGGUAG
Molecule: messenger RNA, 1035 nt
Organism: Lymnaea stagnalis (great pond snail)
Lineage: Eukaryota; Metazoa; Mollusca; Gastropoda; Lymnaeidae
Source: the annotation of a GenBank genome assembly